Molecule: messenger RNA, 789 nt
Organism: Populus euphratica (Euphrates poplar)
Lineage: Eukaryota; Viridiplantae; Streptophyta; Magnoliopsida; Malpighiales; Salicaceae
Product: cytochrome P450 71A1-like
Exons: 1
Coding region: 9-539 (176 amino acids)
Molecular function (GO): monooxygenase activity; oxidoreductase activity, acting on paired donors, with incorporation or reduction of molecular oxygen; iron ion binding
Source: RefSeq, a predicted model, not a curated record
CUGAAGCAAUGAGAAAAGCUCAAGAAGAAGUUCGUAAGGUGAUAGGAGAUAAAGGUUUUGUGUACGAAGAUGAUGUUAAACAAUUGCCUUACCUGAAAGCUGUGGUUAAAGAAACCAUGAGAUUGCAACCGACAGCACCACUACUAAUCCCAAGAGAAACAACCAAGGAGUGUUACAUAGGUGGGUACGAAAUACCAGCCAAGACCGUAGUUUACGUGAAUGCGUGGGCUAUUGGAAGGGACCCAGAAGCUUGGGAGAACCCAUAUGAGUUCGAUCCUGAUAGAUUCUUGGGCAGUUCCAUCGAUCUGCAAGGAAAUGAUUUUGAGCUUAUACCAUUUGGUGCUGGUCGAAGAAUUUGUCCUGGUAUAUUUAUGGGAAUUGCCACCGUGGAGCUUUCACUUUCUAAUCUACUCUACAAAUUCGAUUGGGAAAUGCCUGGGGGGAUGAAGAGGGAAGACAUAGACGUUGAUCACUUGUUACCCGGUCUUGUCAUGCGUAUGAGGGACGCUCUCUGCCUCGUGCCCAAGGCUAUACUGUGAUGGGCAAUGAUGCGUAAAGGAAUUGUGGGCAUCAUUAUCAAAUCGUGACUCUGUGAAUAAAACGCGAAUCAGCCCAUGAUCAGUAGUUUUUUGUUUUUUAAGGUUUGCAUGCUGUGUGUAAUAAUAAGAAUAAACGGCGGAGCUUAAUAUGAAGAUUGACCUCGAAUAAUUUUCACGCAAGCUCCGUUAAUUUUUAAGGUUCUUUGUACCCUUUUGUUUUUACAUUAGCAUUCAUUAUGGCUUGAAUUAA